UCUACAGUGCAGGCUCACACACAUUCACGAUGUGACUUUGGGGCAGGACGAUUACUAGAAAGAAGACAUUUUUAAACCUUUCACUUCCGGCUGUCUUUUAAGUAAAUGAAGUAUCUUGGAGCUUCUCACUUCUGAACUAUAUUCAAUCUGUCAAAUAUUUUCUGCCUCGGCGGGCGGAGGUCGAGGAGGAGGAAGACGCUUCAGCUGAAGGAACUCAAACCACCAAAAAGAACCCAGUGUGCGUCACUCAGCUACCGACAGUAAUGGCGACCACCGUGAUGGAUAGAAUCGGGCGAGUGUUCAUCAGCCUGCAGCAGAUCAGGGAGGUUCCCCAGAUGCUGAACGAGGCCGCCCCCUCCAUGCCCGGCACCCUAAAAGACUCCGAGGUUCCCACCUACUUCAGAGAGCGCUACGUCAGCACCGGCUACCGACCCCUCAACCAAAACUGGCGCUACUACUUCCUGUCUUUAUUCCAGCGCCACAACGAGACCAUGAACGUCUGGACUCACCUGCUGGCGUUUUUAGUGCUUCUGAUUAAAUUCAGGCAACUCGCUGAGACUGUGGACUUUGUUAGUGAUCCUCAUUCGUGGCCCCUGUUGAUCCUGAUCGUGUCUUCCUUGAUCUACACAGGUUUCAGUACAGUAGCCCACCUGCUGGGCGGCAAGUCUGAGCUGUGUAAUUAUAGUUUCUUCUUCCUGGAUUAUGUUGGGGUCGCACAGUAUCAGUACGGCAGUGCUGUGGUUCACUUUUACUACGCUGUGGAAGAGGGCUUCCACAGACACGUUCAUGGGAUCUUCAUGCCUGUCGCGACCUUCCUCAGCUGUCUGUCAUGUCUGGGAUGCACCUAUGGGAAGUACUGCAACUACAGACGUCCCAUGUGGGUGCGUAAGGUGUGCCAGGUGGUGCCCUCAGCACUUAGCUAUAUGUGGGACACUAGCCCUGUGGCAUAUAGAUUAAUGUCAUGGUAUAAGAACAGCGAUGAUCCAGCGGUUUUCUAUCAUUUUGGCCAGGUGGCUUUCUUUCUUAGCUGCGGCUUCUUCUUCACCUGUCCUGUUUUAGAGCGAUGCUUCCCUGGGCGGUGCGAUUUUGUGGGACAGAGCCAUCAGAUAUUCCAUGUCUUUCUGUCUUGCUGCACCCUGUGUCAGAUCCAUGCCUCCUACCUUGACUACGUGGGCCGCAGGGAGCUGUACUCGCGUCUGCAUGGGAGCGAUGAGGCGGGUCUCUUUGUGGGACUGUAUGUGUUAGUGUUAAUUGGUUGCUCACUUAUUGUUUUCUUAAUGCUAAGGAAAGUCAAAAAACUGCUUGGUUGCAAGUCCAAAUAAUAGAUAAGAGAUUGUAGGAAAGGCAUUCAUGUGCCUUUAUCGUCUCAGACUUACUGCCCAUUUUCCGAAACCCUAAUAGUCAGAGAAAUGUCCCCUUUGCCUCAAUUGUUUUUUCCUAUAACGUCGAAGGCCUUUAAUUGCCUACUCUGCCUCUGACUGGAUAGUACUUGUUGCCUUUAUUUGUUGGGUUGUUUAGGUUUAGACAUUCGAUUAGUGUGGUUCUAUGCCUUUACCAUAGGGAUAACGGGCAGUUGCACAAAUGGACAUUCAGAUAAAUUGAUUUUGGGUCGGGACAUUUUCAGACAAUUGGAGUUUUGGAAUUAUAGAAAUUAGGGCCCUAGAAAUGUUGGGUGUUUGUUCUUGGGAUAACAAUCUAUCAGACCAACUGGCUUUGGGUCCAAUGGGAAAAUAAAUGUAAUCUGAAUAAUGGGCCAUCAGAGCAUUGGCGUUACACACUGACAGACAGGGAACUAACCAUACGCUUGUUUUAUGUAAAUACUUGUUUCAUUUUGCAUAUUUCAUAACUGUAAGGGCCAGAUUACAAAAAGGAGCAGCGAGUAUUUUGGGACUGAAUUGUAUUUGUAUAGAGUUUGUGAAAAUAUAAAAUGUUUAAAGCAUCAGCCAAGACUGGUACAUAUAACUUUUUACAGCUUAUAGACAUUCAAAAUAUCAAAUAUAUAACCGAGAAACGAAUGUGUGCUUGUUGCAAGUUCAGACAAUGUAAACUAGUAACAUCACCUAGAAAUCUACCAUUCAUACCGUAAACUACAAUGUUUCUCCAUGCCGGGCCUGGUCAUUUGCACAUGUUAUGUAAUAUUUGGUAUAAAGGUGGUGCUGAGCGAGUGUUAUUUUGUGAAUGAUGCCGUUCUCAACCGCCAAAUGCCAUCAGAUAAUUGCACAGUGUCCAGGCUCUUCUGAGAGCAAAGCCUUAGGAUUUAAGUUGCCAUUUUCAUGGUGUUGUACAUGUAGUUUGGACACAUGUGAGGACUUAUGAUGACAUUUCAUUGCUAGUGUAUUACCUACUAUGAUAGGCAAACGUUAGCAUGCCCCCAGUCAAAUCAAUAUUCAGCCUUGGACGGGGGCAGCAGUUAAAACCUAUUUAACCCGUGAAUCAAUAUCAGUUUGUGUUUGCCAAAUUUCAACAUGUUCAGUGCUUUACCUUUCACUCUCCUGUGUUCUUGUAGUUAAUAUGACUGUUUAACAUGGACUCUGACGGCUUUGAAAUGAGCAUAGAUAACUUGUUUCAUUUCCCCGUCAUAAAGGGAUGUCUGACAGCAAGGUAAAGCAGUAAAAGUAUUACAAAAGAUAGUGUCCACUUAAGCUAAUUAUUCUCUCAUACAACCCUAUUUUGAGAAAUCAAAACUAUCUAGUUAACAUGUUGUCCUUUUGCUAGCUCCUUUUUAGAUAUAGCAAUACACUGCCUUGAACUAUUUAAGAAAGAUAGAUAUUUUACGAGGGAUUUAAUAUAUUAGUCUUAUAUAUUUGAUGAAUGUUUUGUAUGAUCACUGUAUUGUAUCUUAUGGGGAAUCUUGAAUGCUUCCCUUUUAUUCCAUAAGGGGAGAAGUGAAUGUUGGUAAACGAGGGUACGUAUUACAGAUGAAGGUACCAUAUUAUUUUAAAUCUAUGAGAGGUUACCCGUAGUGACCAAGAUGUGAAGAAAGUGAGAUUGAGUUAACCCUUCGAUGCCUGAGUGACUGGACCCCACACUCUUCCAUAAGUGGGUCAAAAAUGACCCGUAUUAGAAUAAUGUGCUUUUAUGCCAUUUUUUUUCAUUUUGUUUAAGAAAAAUCACUUGUAUAAUAUUUAGUAUUAUAUUUUGGUUCACACUAGAAAUAUUUAUAUUUAAUUUUUCACUAUUUAUAAUUUUAGACAUUUUUUUUACAUUUUGAAAAAAACCGUUUUGAACAUAUCGAUGCAAAGAUCUCCGCUAUUCUGAGACCCUCACAGUAUCCCAGUCCCUUUUCAAAACUCAUCUCUUCUCCUCUUGUCUACUCAUAGCCCACCCCCCAUCAAUCCAUGCCGGUUGAUCAAGUUUGAUAGUCCUAUACCCCCCCCCCCCCUAACCUUCCCUUAGAUUGUAAAGCGAUUUUGAGUCCUUGAAAAGCCCUAUAAAAAUAUAAUGUAUUAUUAUUAUACUGACAGGUUUCAGAUCUUGCUGUGUAAAAUAAUCUUCCCGAGAGGUGUCACUUGUGAUGUCGUCUGUGUGUCCUACAGUGAAUGUAUUCCUGACAGCAACAGCUGAUAAGAAUAAAAGGUUCCCAUAGGAUCCCAUAGAAAUGCAUGCGGGUCAUUUUUGACCCACUAAUGGAAGCUUGGGGUAGAAAUACCAAAACUACAAUUUCUUAAAAUUUAAAUUUAAAAUUUGAAUGGCAUGAUAUCCAAAACAUGUUUUUUGAGGAAUAGCUGGAAUAUGAAAUGAUAAAAAAAUGUAAUUACAAAGAUACUUCAAGAAAACCACCUAAAUUAAAAAAAAUACCCACUUAUGCAUCUAAGGGUUAAACAAUUAUCUUUUGGAGACAGAGUGUGAAGGAAGAUAUCAUCUUUAUAAAAGCACCUUUUCUUCUCAACCUCUUUGAGUUUCAUAUGUGCAAAAAGGGCGUGUUGACCUUUGAACACUAGUGUAUACUUGUCAGUGACAAAGCGGUCAUAAAUAAUGGUUAAAGCUCCCGUAUCUGAUGCUCUGAUUAUUUUUGGAUUAACUUAGACUCUGAUUGUGAAUUGAGCUCUACCUUAUUGUGCCUUAAGUAUUUUGAUAUGAAACUGUUAUUUCUGUUAAUGCACUUUCAUUUUCUCAAAAUUAUCUCAAACCUGUAUGAGUUGUAUUUUCCUUGCUAUAGCCAAGUGAAGUUAAUGUUGUUAAUACUGUUGUGUAGGUAUAGAUAGUUUAUGUUUAACUCGUAUUAUUACCAUCAAAGUAACAGCAGCUCCUGCUUCUUAGAUAGGUGGACCCAGUGGCGAUCCUAGAGUCUGUGGGGCCCCUCGAAUCAGCUUUCAUCACCAUCAGUGGCGCCCCAACACCCCCCCCCCCCCCCAAAGCGGAGCAAGGCAACGAAACUUAUAAGAAGCAGCAUUUUACGGUGCGCUAUGCAUGGGGCCGCCUUGAGGGGGUUUCCCGACAUGUCGUUGCAGUAAAUUAAAGGGUGUUUCAUGUUGUCGUUGCUGUGGACCUUCUUAAUCUACCUUCUUUGGGGGCCCCCCUUCUGGUCCGGGGCCCCAAGCAGUUGCCUGCCUUGCCUGUUCGCAAGGGGUGCCCCCUGGGUGGACCUACAUCUACAGAAUGACCUGCAGAAUGAGACGAAAUGAUAUCGCUUGUAGGAGUGAAUUGUGAAAUGUAUUUCAUUCAAUAUUUAACAAAAGAUGCGUAAAUCAAUAUGCCUUUGAAAUUCAAAAAAAGAGGCGAUUUAUAUAGAUGAGUUAUUAAAUGAUUAAAUGAGUAUGCAUAGACUAAACCACAAACCAUGAAUUAGAAUUUAAAGAUUGUAAAAUAGAGAAAUGUGGUAUAGUGAAUCUAAAAAAAUGAAAUAAAAUCAUGCUUUGAAAUCUAUUUAUCUAUAAAACAAUAGUGACGCAUUUCUAUAUUUUUGAAUGUAUACAUUUGUAUGGCCUUGUGUGUAUUUAGGGAUAUAUUGGAUAUUGAACACAAUAUUGAAUCAAAGAUGGCAUUACAUAAUUCAUUGCAAAAAUAUGUAUGGUAAUAAUACAGCCCCUGUAAUUUCCCUGUUAAAAAGAGUUACUUUUUUGUGGGGAUAUAUGUGUUACUGCAGGUGCUGUAUUAUUUCUUUAUGGAAGAGUUGUGGAGAAAUAUGAUUGUUGUUUGGUCUCCACAGCCAUUUGCAAACUGUACAGAUACACUUUGAUACCUAACAUGUGUGUUGAUACUCUGUAAAUCUUGUCUUGCCACUUUCACUGUGCCUUAUUGUUCUGAUUCAACAUAAAAACAUGGAUUUGUAGUCCAAGAUGUUAGGAUUAUAUGCAAAGGAAGCAUUUCCUCAGUAAUGAAAUAAAACAUGUUUCAUAAAACUG
Molecule: messenger RNA, 5345 nt
Organism: Gymnodraco acuticeps
Lineage: Eukaryota; Metazoa; Chordata; Actinopteri; Perciformes; Bathydraconidae
Gene: paqr7a
Product: progestin and adipoQ receptor family member VII, a
Exons: 3
Coding region: 264-1322 (352 amino acids)
Biological process (GO): response to steroid hormone
Cellular component (GO): plasma membrane
Molecular function (GO): nuclear steroid receptor activity; steroid binding
Source: RefSeq, a predicted model, not a curated record